Molecule: messenger RNA, 1548 nt
Organism: Xylaria bambusicola
Lineage: Eukaryota; Fungi; Ascomycota; Sordariomycetes; Xylariales; Xylariaceae
Exons: 3
Coding region: 1-1548 (515 amino acids)
Source: RefSeq, a predicted model, not a curated record
AUGGGCACGCCGCGCCGACCAAGGUGGCGGGACAGUCUUCCGUCCAUGUCUCUCCACUGGCGAAUCACCGACCUACGCCACCUAGCAGUCUUCGCCCUUGCCGCCUUCAGUGUAUCGCUGCUGCUAUUCGAAGCCCGCCGUGAGAUCAGGGAGACGGCGCGCGACGAGAUCAUCGAUGUGAUCGAGCAUAACCUCCCCGUAGUCCCUGAGCCCAAUGCGCCAUCUCCCAAAGUCCCAGGGCAGUGCACUACCUGGCCUGUGGGUGCAAAGGGCGACUACAACGUAAGGGUUCACACAUCAAACUUCGCGCUUCAGAGCUUUGCACCACCAGGGGGCUGGAAGAAACCUCAUGGCAUCGCAAUCAAGGCAUUGGUCUUCUAUGGCCGCAAGAGAACUGUGGACUUCCUAGACUGCUAUCUGCAGAAGAACCUCGCUGUGAACGGCGGGUACCUUGAUGAGAUCUGGUUCAUGAUACACACGGAUAUCGAAGAGGAUCUGAAAUACCUGAAAGAACUUGUACUGCAAAGGCCACAGUACAAAAUAGUGAUGCCGGGCCAGUGUCAGGGGUUCAACUACGCUUGCAUGUGGGACCCUGUCGUUGAGGACAACACGAUUUAUAUCAAGAUUGACGACGAUAUUGUAUUCAUUCAUCCUGACACAAUACCUCAACUUGUAUCUACACGAAUCGCUGAGCCUCACCCUUUCGCUGUCUCUGCCAACCUGAUAAAUAGCCCUUUAACCGGUUUCAAGCAUUAUGAUGCUGGAGCGAUCCACCCCUUUCUCCCCGACCCAAAGGUUAAGCCCUCUCAGCAAGCAGCACAAUUAUGGCGUCCAUCGGACUUCAGAGCAUUCCCAAAGAAGAACGUCCCCAAAACGAUCAAAAAUGGCACGAUUCUAACAGAGGAGAUCACGAAUAAGCACUUGUUUGCAACACCGCACUACAGCGGCCACCCGUGGCUAUUACUCGACGAUAUCGAGGAUGCGUUAUUGAAAACGCCGAUGGGCAUCGACAAAUUAACAUCGUUAGCUGAUGGUGGUGAUUUCAUGUAUGGAGCUGCCUGGAAAUCCUGGAUGAUCUCAGCGCAGCAACAAUACUCGUUGCUGAGAAAUCUCGAACUCAACACCAUGUGGCGAUAUCACUUCGGCACGCAGAUCGACUAUCCCCAAGGUGCCAACUCAUCAGCAGACGCAGCGGCUCUAAAGUUUUUCGACCCGAACCAUUUAGGCCCCGGAGCUGAGCAGCUUUAUGAUACGGAGUAUAUUCGAUACAAUUUGAACUUCGUCGCUGUCUGGGGACAUGACAUCAAGAACGCACUGCCUAUUGCCGAAGACGACGAACAAGAUAUCACGGCAACGAUACCGCAGCGUCUUCAACGGCCCUUUGUGAUUGAUACCCGUGCUAUCGUCGGCCACCUGAGCUUCUACCCCCAGCAUGAUGGAAUUCGGCAAACUGAUCUGCUGGACCGCUGGCGAGCCUUCGCUAACGAAAUGAUCUGCGCGGUAGACAAUCAGAAGAUACCAUUCGAUCCACGGUGUCCUGGUUAUUAA